AUGGCAACUCCAUCCACCUUCUUCUUGCCUUGCCUUUUCCUGUGCAUGUUGGUUCUUCCUGACACGAGUCUGUCAGUCUCUCUGGACCCUGGCACAAAGCUCAAAAACAUCCCAGAGAACAACAACCAUCUUCAAAACCAAGAGCUAUGGCUGCAGCAGCCCAGAAACGGGCACCACCACAAGCAUGGCUUGGCCAAGAAGGAGAGGGUCCAUGCCAUGCCUUCCAGAGGGCGGCUGGCUGGGGAAGAGACCCUCAGAAUGGGUAGUGGAGCUCCAGCUGUGGAGGAGCUGGUGGCAGAGGGACAACCAGCAGCCCUGAAACAGAACAAGGAUGUGUUCCUGGGUUUGGAGUUGCCAUAUCCUGAGAGGGACAACCAGGCCCCUGGGGCUGAGAGAGGGAAGAAGCAGAACCGAGAGCAUCGGCGGCACGGCCGCAGGGACAGGCUGAAACCCCACAGAGGGAAGACUCCUGAUGGUGGGCCAAGCUCCCUGUACAAGAAACCUGAGAUCUUUGAAGAACAGUUUCAAAACCUCCAGGCAGAGGAAGCUACAAGUCUGACUCCCACCACGCUUCUCAUCACUGCACUGGAACUAGCUGCUUCCACAGAAGAACCUCCUGUUCUUCCAGCCACGUCCCCACGCUCACAGGCUCGGCUCAGGCAUGAUGGGGAUGUGAUGCCCACCCUGGAUAUGGCACUCUUUGACUGGACAGAUUAUGAAGAUCUCAAACCAGAACUGUGGCCAUCUGCUAAAAAGAAAGAGAAACGUCGCAGCAAGAGCCCCAGCAGUGGAAAUGAAACAGUGGCAGCUGAAGGAGAGCCAUGUGACCAUCACCUUGACUGCCUCCCAGGUUCUUGCUGUGACCUGAGGGAACACCUCUGCAAACCACACAAUCGGGGCCUUAACAACAAAUGCUACGAUGACUGUAUGUGUGCUGAAGGGCUGCGCUGCUACGCCAAGUUCCACCGGAGCCGGCGGGUGACGCGGAGGAAAGGGCGCUGCGUGGAGCCUGGCACUGCCAGCGGGGACCAGGGCUCCUUCAUCAACGUCUAA
Molecule: messenger RNA, 1053 nt
Organism: Merops nubicus (carmine bee-eater)
Lineage: Eukaryota; Metazoa; Chordata; Aves; Coraciiformes; Meropidae
Gene: DRAXIN
Product: dorsal inhibitory axon guidance protein
Exons: 6
Coding region: 1-1053 (350 amino acids)
Biological process (GO): axon guidance; Wnt signaling pathway
Cellular component (GO): extracellular region
Source: RefSeq, a predicted model, not a curated record